AUGGAUGUUCUUCCAGAGGACGUCUUGAUGCAGAUCUUGGUGAGAUUACCUGUGAAAUGUUUGUUCCGAUUCAGAUGCGUUAGCAAAUCUUGGUGCUCUUUGAUCAAAAGCCCCCAUUUCGCUGGAUUGCAUGUCAGACGAGCCAAGAGUGGUAAUCAGGAAGAUGUCAUCCUAGUGAAGCGCUUCAUCAAAAAUGAGAGAAAAACUGUGUUGUCACUCCAUUCAAAUGAUGAAUCUUUAUCUCUCCAGGUUAUGGCCCCUGAUUUUGAGGUACCAUACUCAACUGACUACGAUAUGCAUUUGGUGAGCACAUGCCAUGGCAUAAUAUGUCUUAGAAAUAAUGCAUGUAAUGAUAUUUAUUUGUGUAAUCCUACAACUCGAGAGUUUCUUACACUCCCAGGUAGUCCCUUUCGUUGCCCUCAAGGGUAUCGGCGCCUGCUGGCUGAUUUGGGGUUUGGGUUUGAUGCAAUUAGUGACGAUUACAAAAUCAUCACUUUUAUAGAAAUUGCUCCUCGUGAAUACAAUGGUGAUCUUUAUCCCUGCAAAGCUGAAAUAUACAGUCUCAGUAAUAAUUUUUGGAGAGAACUCGAUAUAAAUGUCACCAUGUCGGACAUGAUAUAUAACAACCUGCGCUUCUCUGUUCAAUUUAAUGGCUGCUUCCAUUGGUGCACAGUGUUAACUGAUUCUUUUGUUUACAAGAUCCUUUCUUUUGACAUGGGCACUGAGCAAUUUCUAGAAAUUCAAUACCCUGAUGGAGUAGUAAACCCUGAAGAAGAAUUUGGCAUGCAGAAACUCACUGUCUUAGACAAUUCACUUGCCAUGAUAUGCUAUGCUAUUCCAGAGACGCAAAUUUCGGAUCAACAUUUUGACAUAUGGGUGAUGACGGAGUACGGUGUGCAAGAGUCUUGGGAUAAAAAGUUUUCCAUAGGACCACUUUCAGGAAUCGAGAGCCCAUUAUCUUCAUGGAACAAUGAUAAACUGCUUUGGGAAAUGAGCAAUGGACAGUUGGCUUCAUGUGCUAUCCUAGGUGAUAAUCGAGGAAGUCUUACAAAAUACAACAUUCAUGGGUUUCCAACCAGUCUGCAAGCUGAUAUUUAUCAUGAAAGUUUGGUUGCUCUUGGUGAAGUAUGCGGUCAUCGAAUGAAUUGA
This is a messenger RNA of Coffea eugenioides, 1149 nucleotides long. Its product is annotated as F-box protein CPR1-like. The transcript has a single exon. Gene Ontology annotation, molecular function: protein binding. NCBI's taxonomy places the organism in Eukaryota, Viridiplantae, Streptophyta, Magnoliopsida, Gentianales, Rubiaceae. Bases 1 to 1149 code for a protein of 382 amino acids. The record is from RefSeq and is a predicted model, not a curated record.